Molecule: messenger RNA, 186 nt
Organism: Neurospora tetrasperma FGSC 2508
Lineage: Eukaryota; Fungi; Ascomycota; Sordariomycetes; Sordariales; Sordariaceae
Exons: 2
Coding region: 1-186 (61 amino acids)
Source: RefSeq, a predicted model, not a curated record
AUGGCGGUCAAGAGCCCCGAUGGCCAUCGUAUGACGCCGGUCAUCCUUCCGAGGUCAGUGGUCUCGGACAAGGGCAUGACUUGUGAGGCUAUGAUGGACGGGGCUAGGGCUGUGACACAGUUCAGGGCUCCCCUGGACCCUGCCCUCGCUGCCGUAUUCUGCCCUGUGCCUGUGUUGAGUCAAUAA